UUAAUAACCAGUAGGAAUAUUCAUUCACAAUAAAAUCUUAAAUAAAUUCAAAUCUACCGAAAGGUUUGAUUCUAUUUCUUGUAAUGUUGUGUGUGGUUUUCUAAUAAUAGUGUUCGUGCGUAUUGAAUAAAAAUUAUGACUUCGUAGUGGGGUUGACAUAAGCUAUAUUAACGACUAAUCAUUCUCAUCCGUUGCAAAAGCGUUUAAAUCGUUACUUCAUUCAGUUCUUUCUUAUCUCUUCGGUCGAUAGUACAUUUUCUAUUACAAUUCUUUGAAACUACGCAGUGAGAAGUGAAUUGAGCAAUAAGGUUUUUGCUCGUUUAAAAUGGAUCUGUUGAAUAAACUCUUUAAUUAUAUCGUAUUAGUCGGAGAUCCACGAGUCAAAGAUUGGAUAUUAUUUAAUCCAUCGAUAAUCAUUUCUCUUCUCUUUUCAUAUCUCUAUUUCGUUCUCGUUUGUGGACCGCGAUUUAUGAAAAAUAAGCAACCGUUUUCGUUGAAAACAUUUAUAAGAUGUUACGAUAUUUUUCAAAUCGUAGUGAACAGUUUUAUUGUGUUUAAACUCAUAAAGGGCGGUUGGUUUACCAAGUUGUCGAUAUUUUGCGAACCUAUCGCUUAUAGUACAGAUCCUGCUAAUAUGGAGCUGUUGAGUGCCUGCUGGUGGGCCUGCUUAACAAAAUUUAUUGAUCUAAUAGAAACAGGAAUAUUUGUACUCCGAAAGAAGGAUAGCCAAAUUUCAUUUCUGCAUUUGUACCACCAUAUUUCGACUGUAUUAAUUAGUUGGAUUUUUGGAAAACACUACGCCGCUGGAAUGGCUACUUUUUUACCAUUAGUGAAUUGCAGUAUUCACGUAAUAAUGUACACUUAUUAUUUUCUUAGUACAUGUGGUCCAAGUGUCCAGAAGAUUAUUCAUCGUUAUAAAUUUUUACUUACCAUUACUCAAAUGGUACAAUUCGUAAUAUUGAUUUGCUACGCCUUGCAAUCGUUCUCACCAAACUGUGAUAUAGAUUAUAUUCCUGGUAUUAUAAUGAUUAUUAAUCUUUUGAUUAAUCUCGUUUUAUUCUAUAAUUUCUACAAGGAAACCUAUGUGGUUAAACGGUCGAAGCAGAGUUAAUAUCGAUAUACGAUAUUUAUAUAUGUGAAAUUUUACUUUUUCCUAUUACUUUCACCUAAUACUAGUAGGUAUGAAAUAUUAAAAUCGAUAAAUAAAAUAAUUAUAUUGUUUCUUAGAAGUUUGUAUAUAGUAUGACAUAAAUGUAUAAGGAUAGUUAUACAUUUAUACGUAUAAGGAUACUUAUACUAUUGGAAUACGAAUAAAAAUAUCUAAUAAGUUGUUAACGUUAAUUUUGAUUGAAAUCAAAUGACUGAUGAUAUGAUUUUAUAAUUUUAUAUGUCUUCUUAUAUAUGCUCUUUUAUGGAGAAGUAAAUUAUCAACGAUAAAAAUUAUUGAUUAAUCUUUCUUUAAUCUCCUGUUAACCUCCAAUUUGUCGUAUUGAUGUCGCCUUCAACUGAAGCUUUUCUCAUUUAUAAAGUAACAAAAUUCUCAGCUCUUAUAUUCCUUCUUAUAUUUAUUAACAUCGUGAUGAGCAUCCUCAUAUUCUGUGAUCUUUAUAAGAAUCAGGAAAUAUAGAAUUAAUAAUUAAGAAGUGCAAUAAAAUCAUUUUUGUAAAAAUCGUAUUAAUAUUUGUAAAAG
This is a messenger RNA of Vespula pensylvanica (western yellowjacket), 1690 nucleotides long. RefSeq names its product elongation of very long chain fatty acids protein 1-like. Gene Ontology annotation, cellular component: endoplasmic reticulum membrane. The record is from RefSeq and is a predicted model, not a curated record. The coding region runs from base 326 to 1111 and encodes 261 amino acids. Gene Ontology annotation, molecular function: fatty acid elongase activity. Lineage: Eukaryota; Metazoa; Arthropoda; Insecta; Hymenoptera; Vespidae. Gene Ontology annotation, biological process: fatty acid elongation, saturated fatty acid; fatty acid elongation, polyunsaturated fatty acid; very long-chain fatty acid biosynthetic process. The transcript has 4 exons.